AGAAGUUCUUCUCUGGUUGGGAAUAUUCGUUUUCGUACAUAAAACCCACCGAAAUCUAUUGUGACUAUUUAUAGUAAGAAGAAGCAUUCAUUAGGAAACAAUUUAAAAAAGCUACAACGAAGAUUUAUAUAUUAACGUUAUUAAUCGAAUUGUGCAAUAAUUUACAAAACAAAUAAAAGAAAAGGAUAUGUUAUGUUUUAUUCCUUGCCUAAGUUUUGGUGAGGAACUAAGAAGUGUGUGAUGGCCCCAUGGAAUUUAAAAAAACUACAUCAUUUUUCAAAACAAAGAUUUAUAUUGUAUCGAUAUGCGACUUCUUUGGAAAAAAUAUAUACCUACGCCGAUGUCUUGAAGGAAGUGACUGCAAUAUUGGAUAUAUUCAAAGAAUUGGAAAUUGCACCGCAGAGUGGUAUUGCUUUGUUACUGCAGGAGCAUACUCCGGCAUCCUGUGCGUUGCUGCUGAGUAUAUUAAAUGCUGAUUGCUACUUCUGUCCGUUAGAACUGAAUACAUCAGUGGAGUCAUUGACAGCCAACUACCAAGCAAGUGGUGCAACUUAUUUUAUUGCGGAUAACGACACGCACGAACAACUUCGAUUAUGUUUGCUGAAACAAUUGAAAUGUUUUGAUUUGAUUUUGUAUAUAAGUAAGAAAGUGUCUGUUGACGCAAUACCAAGGACUCUAACAGAGUGGGACAAAAUUUGUUAUAUUAUUGGUACAACAGGCAGUACAGGUGCACCAAAAAUGGUACAUGUACCAUAUAGCUGCAUUGCACCUAACCUAGCACUGAGUAAACAUUUACAAUUGUCUGCGAAAGAUAUAAUAUUUUUGUGCUCACCAUUUACAUUUGACCCGUUCAUAGUGGAAUAUUUAUUGGCAUUGGAUAAUGGCGCUGCAAUAAUAAUUACAACGUCUAAAAUACGUUUAUCUCCACAGAAGCUUGUGAAUAUCUUAUUUCCAAACAACUGCAAUAUGUGUGGAGUUACCACAUUGCAGUUGACACCAUCGUUGUUUCGUUUGUUUGGCGUGGAUGCAAUACGAGAUAUUAUAUUAAGUCCAAACACCAGUUUAAGAAAUUUAAUUUUAGGUGGUGAACAAUUUCCUAGCGUAGCCGAAUUACAGAGUUGGUUCUCAAUAAAUAAAAACCAACGCAUACAAACGCGGCUUUUUAAUAUUUAUGGUAUAACAGAAGUUUCCUGCUGGAGCACGAUUUAUGCAUGUGAAUUAAAUCGACUAUAUGAGAAACAAGAUAUUCCAAUUGGACAACCAAUAGAGAAUGAAACUUUAUUGCGUAUUGUAAAUAAUAAUGAUGAAGAGUUAUUUGGUAUUGAAGAAGGUGAACUACAAGUGGGUAGUAAGAGCAGAAAGUGCUACAUACCACAAUUAGACCAAGUAACUUCUGAAACACAAUUAAACCUCACAUCAAAUGAGUUACUUUUUCGCAGCACAGGCGAUUUGGUGCGGCGUGAUGAAAUUGGUGACAUAUACUAUUUGGGCAGACUAAAUAACACAAUUAAGCGUUUUGGAAAACGUUUAAGUUUAGAUGUAUUGUCUCACAAAAUAGACGCUAUACUACGCCCAACUUGCGUACAAAGUAAAUGUAUCUGGAAUGCUAAAUAUACUAAACUUAUUUGUUGUUUAAAUAAACAAAAACGUUUCAGUGAAAGUCAAAAAAGGAUAUGUAGGAGUCUACUUUUAAAAGAACUUCACUCUUAUGAGAAACCAGACACUAUUGUUUUUAUGCGAAAGAUGCCACUUAACAAACACGGUAAAUUGAAUCACACUGAAUUACUAAAAUCAGUUGUUUCACGAGUGACUGAGUCAACAUCCGGAAGCCACACGUCUAUACAAUCAACAAAAACCCGCUUCUCAUCCAUAGAUCUUUUGGGUUUACAACAACAACAAAAAUCUAUACUUACUUUAAAGGUAGAUGGAAGGAAAAAACAACCAAUUGAUAUAUUCAAACAUUUUUUGGUUGAAACACUGGGAUUACAAUUAACGGUCACUAAAAAAAUUGUAACGAAUUGUUUAGAAAAUCCUAAAGGUACGGAUUUAUCAUUUCUUGCUGCUGGUGGCAGUUCAUUUAAUGCGUUAAGCUUAGUUAAUGAAAUUGGCAUGCUUCUCCCAACAUCAGCUGUACAGUCUAACUUCCUAAAUAUGUUGCUAAAUGAAAAUAUUGCAAUUGCGGAACUGUUAACUUUUCUUAAGCAAUAUGAAAACAUGUCUUCUGAGAGUAGGCAUACAAAAGUCACAUUAGAUACACAAUCAUACCUGAUGGGUAAGCGUAAACUGCUUCUAAAUUGGCGUGCUGAUUUAAAAAAAUGUGUCGAUGCUACACCCACAGUGGCAAUGAAUCGCUACAUUUGCAUUGGUUCGCAUGCACACAUAAUGGUUACUUUAGAUGCAUACAGUGGGCAAGAAAUUGCACGCGUUACACUUCCUGAUCGUAUAGAAUGCGCUACCGAAUUUGUAGUACACCAAGCUGAUGAUGAACACUUGGCAGUAGUUGGCUGCUAUGAUGGUUAUUUGUAUGUGUACGAUUAUUUAUUGGGAAAAAUCUAUUGGUCCAUGAAUAUUGGUGGCCUGAUCAAAGCUAAGCCAUUACUAUUUAAAAAUGUUGCCAUUGUUGGAAGCUAUUCUGUUGAAUAUAAUUUAGCAUGCAUAUGUCUUAAGACACGAAGUUAUAUAUGGCGCUUACGAUUGGGCACUAAAGGUAUAUUUAGUACACCAAUUUUGGCGAAUGACUGUGAAAUAUUUGCUUGUAGCUUAGAUGGUACAUAUGCAAAGAUUCAUUUGAAAACUGGUGAAAUCGUAUGGUCAAAUAAAUGUAAUACACCGAUUUUUUCAACUCCCGCGUUAAUAUGUAGGAAUACUAAACUAGUUGUAGCUGAAGUCGGUGGUAAAGUACUACUAUGCGAAGCUGAAAAUGGCGCACAUUUAUUUACCUACAAGUUGGAGGGAAACAUAUUUUCGAGCAUAACAUGUUUCACAGACAAUGAUGCUGAUACUAUAUUUUUGAUUUUCGGUUGCCAUGAUCAUAAUCUUUAUUGCCUUAAAUAUUUAAAAACGGAUAAGAUCAACACUUUGCAACUUUGUUGGAAAACCUUCCUACAAUCCCCAAUUUAUGCAACUCCAGUUUUGCUAACUGACGAUAAAGAAGCUUUUAUCGUGGUUAGUUCCACAAAGGGCUUAAUUUCUAUAGUACAUCUUCAUACUGGUGUUAUAAUAGCAAGCCAUGAUAUGCAAGCUGAAAUUUUUUCAACGGCAUGUUACAUACCGACUCAUAAGAAAAUAUAUAUUGGUUGUCGUGACAAUUAUGUAUAUUGUUUGGACUUUGUAUAAUGAAUUCUUUUAAUUUAUUGUUUUAUUUUUAAUGAAAAGAUAUAAAAUUGUAAUA
Messenger RNA from Teleopsis dalmanni, 3391 nucleotides. RefSeq names its product beta-alanine-activating enzyme-like. Gene Ontology annotation, biological process: amino acid activation for nonribosomal peptide biosynthetic process. The transcript has 7 exons. Lineage: Eukaryota; Metazoa; Arthropoda; Insecta; Diptera; Diopsidae. Gene Ontology annotation, molecular function: protein binding. The coding region runs from base 241 to 3336 and encodes 1031 amino acids. The record is from RefSeq and is a predicted model, not a curated record.